GGCCUUGACAAACUAGGAAAAUUAAUCAAUCAGUGGGAGUUCAACCUAAUCCAAUCGGGUAUGGUCAGUAAAGACGUUCAAGAAGCCCAGCUACGAGCGCAACAACGAGUCCAAAUGACUCGUCGACUGGAGAAACAGUGGCGUGCGAAGACAGAUCCACCUGUGCAGGGUUUUGUUGAUACGUCUGCAUUGGAACAUGCAAAGUAA
This is a messenger RNA of Echinostoma caproni, 207 nucleotides long. The record is from the annotation of a GenBank genome assembly. Lineage: Eukaryota; Metazoa; Platyhelminthes; Trematoda; Plagiorchiida; Echinostomatidae.